AUGGCGGAAAAAGCUGGAAGCCGUGGUCGAAGAAACUCGAUUCUUGGGGGGCUGAUGGCUCGGAAGUACGAAAAUAGGCCGCCGCCCUCUUCAGAAGCCAAAAAAGUCUCCAACAGAGAUUUACUCCAGGGCGUGGCUAGCUCCUUUUUAGAGGCAGCAUAUCAGCGGUUCAGGAUAAGCAAAGAAACAGAUGUUAUUACAAUAGACGAUGACUAUGAACAAUUCAUUCAGACUUCCGCUUCGGAGAGCUCAGACGGAUUUUGGAAGGAUGAGAAUUUCAGACAAGAAUAUGAGCAGGAAAGCAGCGCUACAGCUGGUUCGUCGACCCCAGACGCGAAUGAAAAAGCCGGCAUUUAUGAAAAAUCCAAGAAGACCGCCAGGCAAGAGCAUUUUAUCGACAUUUUGCUGGACAAGAUGAUAUCGACCAUUUUACCAGAGGAUUUCCCGGAGCGCGAGCAAUUUACUCUGAGAGUAAACGAUCCGGUACGCAAAAAACGCCAAACGCUGUCUGCAACGAUAUUUGCGCACAAUCUCAAAGUCUUGACUACGAAAUUGGGGAUACUGUUCGAAUUACAAGAUUGCGUGAUCCGUUUGAUCUCGUGGAGAAACCCAUCAGGGACAGUCACUAUGCUGAUCCUUCUGACGAUGAUCUGCUUUAAUCCGAUAUAUUUGGCAAUAAUACCUCUACUUUACAUUCUUUAUGGGCUCAUAGUACCGGCUUACAUUCAUCGACACCCACCCCACCGGACUUUCUUUUUACCCAGACACACCUACGGGAAGUCAUUGAUCGUUUCAUUGGCAAGCGGCGGGAAGAAGACCAGCUGGCACCCCAGUGAUGACAUAAAAGAGUACGACUAUAACCCGGGUCUAGAUCAAGAUGACAUUCAGCGUGCGCACCAUAUCAAGCAAAGCAUGGAGUUUGUGGUUAAUUUGCGGGACUUACAAAAUAGCAUGUCUGCGAUGGUUUCGCUUUCUAGGAGUAUGGAAAAAUUCAUAUUUGGAACUGCGGGGUUCAAGGACGAGCACCGAUCUACUGCGCUUUUCCUAGCUGGACUGGGAACAUUGUUGUUGCUGUGGCUGAUAUCUCCUCUCAUCAAUUGGAGUAUUGUGUCUUCUGUGGGCCUAUGGUCAUUGAUGGUCACCAUUCAUCCAAAGAUUCGUUCCAAGUUAGCUCGUGCGGUGAAGAGAGAGCAGAUGGAAAAAGGAAAGGAGGUCUUGAUUAGGGCAGAGCGCUAUGAUAUCUUGCUAGAUGAGCCACCAGACGUUAGAUUUAUCGAGUUGUUCGAAAUAUACAAGCGGGGGCUUAUGCCCAAGGAUUGGACCUUUUUAAAAUACUCCAGUAAUGUAUUUGACCCUCAAGAUCCUUUUAGGAAGGCACAGACGCCCCCUCCGGGUGUUGAUACACUUGAAGAGGUACAGCCCCCAUUGACGUGGUCUUUUGACAACAACUCGAAGUGGGAAAUCGAUUUCGACGCCGCUAAGUGGUCUAGGGACCGUAAUUUGUUUCAUGAUGUGGAUUCUGAGUUUCUCGUUGACGACCAGUUUAAACGUAGAAGACUUGUGCGGAAAGUUUUGAGAUACGCAGGUCCGGCUCGGAAACCAUCGUAUAAGUGA
Messenger RNA from Lachancea dasiensis, 1614 nucleotides. NCBI's taxonomy places the organism in Eukaryota, Fungi, Ascomycota, Saccharomycetes, Saccharomycetales, Saccharomycetaceae. The record is from the annotation of a GenBank genome assembly.